Messenger RNA from Canariomyces notabilis, 2827 nucleotides. RefSeq lists its product as uncharacterized. The coding region runs from base 173 to 2521 and encodes 782 amino acids. Gene Ontology annotation, biological process: intracellular protein localization; cytoskeleton-dependent cytokinesis. NCBI's taxonomy places the organism in Eukaryota, Fungi, Ascomycota, Sordariomycetes, Sordariales, Chaetomiaceae. The transcript is spliced from 3 exons. Gene Ontology annotation, molecular function: GTP binding; GTPase activity; molecular adaptor activity. The record is from RefSeq and is a predicted model, not a curated record. Gene Ontology annotation, cellular component: septin ring; microtubule cytoskeleton; septin complex.
UCCCAACCUACCUCUCCGUUGUACAUAUCCUCUUCUAGUAGAUCGCACGAAGCGAGGAUCAACCAAUAUACUUCACUGUUGUCUCCCGUAUCUACCUUCUUCCCCUUGGCAAAUACAGCACAUUUGAUAUUAUUUGCCUCGUUCCAUGCGUUCCAUGUAAGCCAUCGAGACAAUGCGACCACUUGCAGGCGACGACGCUCUCGGGCGUCCCCGCACCUCCAACAUGGACGACCUUUCCUCCUUCAGCCUUCCCGCUGCCCCUCAAAUGACCUACUUCCUUGCUGAUGAGUCCGCCAUCGGUUCGUCGACACAGCCGCCCCAAGCUGCCGUCCACCGUGCAAAAGAGAAGCGAAGAGUACCCGUGGCCGAAACCCCGGACGUUCCGAGGCCGCGCCCAACGUCACGCUAUGACAUUGAGCUGGACAACAGAGAUAGCACCAGCCGGCCCUCGAGCUCUAAGGGCCCGCUUGACUCACUCAGGCACAACGAUGGCGAUUCUGCCCGGCCAAUUUCUCCGUUCCCCAAGCCACUAGGCACCCCCAGCAUGUCGCAGCCUCUAACCCCUGCCCUCGUUGGCGUCUCGGGCCCCGCAUCCGCCAUAAGUAGCGUCUCUUCCAGGAGAAACUCGUUCUGCCUGUCUGAGGAUCUAGGCAGCCAUACCCCGAGCAUGCGCGACGGUGACGCCGGCCCGAGGGAGGAGGACGCCGAAGAGGAGCGGGAGCCUGUCACAAGCUCUGCCAUGAUGGAUAGCGGCAGCGCCCCGCAGCUCAUCAUGCCCAGCAUCAAGAUGCCGAGCCGUCGGCCCUUCACCGAUGAGGGCAAGCGCAUGGGACGCCUGAAGGUGCUGAUUGCGGGCGACAGCGGCGUGGGCAAGACGUCUCUGAUCAAGGCCGUGGUUCAGUCUUGUGAGCAUAUUGUGCAUGUGGAUCCCAUUACGCCGUCGUCAGUGCUGUCGUCGUCGGUGACGAGGUCGAUGCCGACCAUCGCCGCUUCUUCCACGACUAGGCAGAGAAGCAGCCGGCGGGGCUCCCCCAAAGAGAGCGCCGGCACGAGCCAGAUUACCGAGAUUUAUGCGAGCACCAAACCGUACCCUGAAUGGUGGUCUGAGAUGGACGAUCUUUGCGUCCUCCGUCGUAGAAAGAGCCUGGGAGAUGCCGUGCUGGACCGCAACAUUUGCUUCGUUGAUACCCCUGGUUACGGGAGCGGAUCAUCUUCUAUGGACACGAUAACACCUGUGGUACAGUACAUUGAAGCCCACCUGCAGCGGAUAAACCAGAAUUCCCUCAGCGACGGAGACGUGCUGAACCUCUUGGGUGGAGAAGGCGGAAUUCAGGUUGACCUCGUGUUUUACAUGGUCUCAAACCGUCUCCGUCCUGUUGAUAUACACUACUUACAGCAACUCGCCCCGUUAACCAACAUAAUCCUGCUCCUUGCUCAGGCAGACCUGAUGUCGGCGGAACAGGUAGCCGCUAGCAAGGAGCAGAUCCACAGCCAGCUGCAUGAAGCAAACAUCAACCUCUUUUCCUUCUCCGUGGCCUCUCAGAGCUGCCCGAGUGCCUUGGACGCCGACAGGCAGGGCGUAUAUGCGAUAUCUAGCGCCACAGGGUCCGAUCAUGACCUCAUGGAUGCCAGCCUACUAAUGUCACCAGACUAUGUCCAGCCGUUAAUACCCACAGAGCUUGGCUCCCUGGUGGAGCAAGUCUUCAGCAGCAACGGCGUCUCUUGGCUACGCCACUCAGUCGCCCGCAAGUACGUCCAAUGGCGAAAGGGAGAGAGUAAUAUCAACAACAGCACCAACCUCCUACCGAGGCAGCCUUCGUCAUACAAUCCAAUUCCCUUCAUAAGCCUGAAUGGUCCCAGCCAGGUCCUCACUCUGCCCGUGGGCGCCGCGUCCUCGUAUGCGCUGGCCCGCCUCGCAGACCACACCCAGCGGGAGGAGCGCUUGGCGCAGGUCCGCCUAGCAAACUGGGCGGCUGACCUGCAAAAGAGCCUAGCCAGGGAAAGGGAACAGUACGCGGCACUGGCGCGAGGGGAGCGAGCCAUGUGGCUGGCCGAGAAGAUCAACGAGUGUAUAGAGGACGGUAGUCUCGUUCCCAGGGCACCGCCAGAUACUGGUGAUCUUGGGACCAGUCCACCUGGCAGGAGGCCACGGGCCUUUCCCCCUACUGAUUGGAAGGUUCAUUAUGGGUAUGGGCCCCUUGAUGCUGCCUCUCCUCCAGGAGCGGACGGUGACCCCUCAUCGUUGGCUUCAUCCCCUCGUAUGAGUGGGGAACGGCGGCACCGCCAACAGUACUAUUACCAGCAGCACCGCCAGCGUCAUGACCCGCUUGGACUGUUGGAGGUCGCCGACGAGUUGAAACAUAAGGGCUUGAUCGCACUGGAGGUGCUGGGGAGUUUGGGUGUGCUUGGAGGGCUCGCGCUGUGGGUGACCAGGCAUUACCUUCAUCUGCCAGCUUAUGGGUGGUUGUUGGGCGAGUGGGAGAGAUUCUGGUAUGGUGUUGGCACCGGUGGUGGACGGUAAAGAAGGGUGUCGACUGUUCUCGAUGGGGUUUUCAGAGCCCGGACCGCCCCUAAACUCCCGAGUCCCUUACCUACCCUACCCUAUCCUAAUCUUGUACCUACCGUGCAUUCGGAAGAGGGGCACCCUUCAUUUUGAUUCUUUUGCUCUGGGAAUGGUCCGCAUCACACGUGCCUACCCUGUGGGCGUUGGUAAGUGGCACGUGUCUGUUUGCUUAAGAAGCGGUUAUUUUGGAUUGGGAAUGGUACCUGAAGUGGACGAUCACGGCUUAAUUAAUAUAAGUAUAUUAUACUUCUCGAUGUGAUGCGG